Molecule: messenger RNA, 303 nt
Organism: Suillus clintonianus
Lineage: Eukaryota; Fungi; Basidiomycota; Agaricomycetes; Boletales; Suillaceae
Exons: 2
Coding region: 1-303 (100 amino acids)
Biological process (GO): mitochondrial respiratory chain complex II assembly
Cellular component (GO): mitochondrion
Source: RefSeq, a predicted model, not a curated record
AUGUCGGCGAGGAAAUCGGGACUUCAAAAGGAGGUCCUAGCACUCUAUAGACGUGCAUUGCGCAUGGUUCGUACCAAACCAGUCUUAACCCAACCAAAAUUUCUCCUCUUCGUGCGCUACAACUUUCACACACAAGUAUCUUCGGUAUCGCCUCGCGACGUCGCGGCUAUAGAGCACCUUCUCCGCCGGGGUAGAAGGCAGCUGGAGAUGUACGAGCAACCCUCUGUCAGAGACUGCCAGAUAUCACAAGCCAUGAAUGAUUGGGAGCAAAGCCGACGCGAAUCACGGACAACUUCUCAGUAG